This is a messenger RNA of Williopsis jadinii, 1844 nucleotides long. RefSeq names its product FTR1 family protein. The transcript has a single exon. NCBI's taxonomy places the organism in Eukaryota, Fungi, Ascomycota, Saccharomycetes, Phaffomycetales, Wickerhamomycetaceae. Gene Ontology annotation, molecular function: ferrous iron transmembrane transporter activity. Gene Ontology annotation, biological process: iron ion transmembrane transport. Gene Ontology annotation, cellular component: plasma membrane; high-affinity iron permease complex; fungal-type vacuole membrane. The record is from RefSeq and is a predicted model, not a curated record. The coding region runs from base 444 to 1718 and encodes 424 amino acids.
UGCUCAAGGGAGUGGUUGAGAACGCUUAUAACGGCAAGCAGUUCAUCAGAAUUGUUUAAAAUGGAGACAUACAUAUACACGCUAUUUAUAUACCUAUACCUCACACUCAUUACCUCACCAUUAGCGUAGAACAGGACUCGUCAUAUGGCGGCAGCACGCGCAGCACCAAACCAUGGAAGCACGCAUUCAGCACCGUGAACCCGUAGGAGUUCUGCCCACAGUAUCGUGUGCCUCUAUCAGGACCCUGCUGAAGUCCGCCACUUCCAAUCCCCGGUGUAUGUCUUUUGUCAGUGUGUGAUUGGCGGUGUUGAUCCGCUUUGGAAAAACAACAUGGUGAUACAUCGAGCCCUUCCCAUCAAAUUUUCAACCAAAAACAACAAACACGACUUGUUUUGGUUUAGUCCAUUGUCCAGCGUGGUGACGGUUACGUUCUCGAACAAGCGAUGAAUCUAACCUCGUUGAUCAGCUUCAAGGUGUUCUUUGUGCUUCUACGUGAGACGUUCGAGUCUGCGAUUGUCAUUUCCAUCUUGCUCUCCUUCCUCAAGCAAAACUUCACGACGAAUGAGCACAGGGCGGAAGAGAACCGUGUUCACAUCGACAAGGCGGUAUACAGAUCUCUACAACUACAGGUCUGGCUCGGUGCGUUCAUAGGGUUGGCGAUUUGCUUGGCGAUAGGCGCUGUGUUCAUUGCGUUGUUUUAUCUGAUCGGUACAAACUAUUGGACGACGUACGAGAGGGUUUGGGAAGCGGUCUUCAGCGUGCUCUCCAGUUUCAUUAUCUCUGUGAUGGGCCUCUCGCUCUUGAGAAUGAACUCGAUGCAAAAGAAAUGGCAAGCCAAGUUGAGUAAAGAUAUGGCGAAGCAGUUUGCGACUGAUCCAACAGGCGUUGAUGAGGAAGACAUCGUUGAAGGGCCACAGCACAAGCGCGGCAUCAGAGGCUGGUUUAAGAAGUACGCUGAGAAGUACUCAUUGAUGGUGUUGCCUCUUGUGACUUUGCUCAGAGAAGGGUUGGAGGCGAUCUUUGUGAUUAGCGGAGUGUCGGCAUCUGAGCCUGUAUCUUCAUUACCUCUUUCCAUCAUUUUGGCAUUCACCAUAGGUUCUUUAAUCGGUGUGUCACUUUACAAAGGUGGGAAUAAGAUGAAACUACAGAUCUUCUUGAUAGGCUCGACCUGUUUCUUGUACAUCGUUUCUGCGGGGUUGAUGUCCCGUGGUGUCUGGUUCUUUGAGUUGGAACAGUACGUGCAACGGUGUAACGGUCAGGAUAUGACAGAAGUUGGCAAUGGGCCGGGAUCGUAUGACAUUGCGAACACAAUUUGGCAUGUGAACUGCUGUAGUGGUGUCAAUGACGGUGGAUGGAUGCUUUUGAAUGCCCUUGUCGGCUGGCAAAACACUGCGACUUACGGUUCAAUACUGAGUUAUUGGGCGUACUGGGCAUUUGUUAUUGCCAUGUUAAAGAUCAAGCUUUUCCAAGAGAGAAAUGGUUACCUACCAUUUAUUCCACUAAAAUGGCAAUUGCGGAAGAUUCUGAAGAGAUAUCACAUUAUCAAAUACAAUCUGGAGAAUAACGAGACGUACGGAGUAAUCCACUCAGUGGAAUAUAACAGCAUAAACGACCACGAAUUGCACAACCAACAACAAUCAUCAUCUCAACUCCACGGUGCCAGUGAAGUUGAACCUGGUACAGACUCCACAGGGUUAUUGAGCGGUGGAAACUCAUGAAUGAACUAAUUUACACCUUAAACCAUCGCCUGCUAGAUAAUUUACAGCGUCAUAAAAGCACACACAGCAAAAGUUAUGAGAUUACAUAUGAAUAUAGCGUGAUGAUUGCAAAUAACUAUAACAUUA